AUGUCCGAAAAACAGCUCCAGUCGGCCACGUUCGCAUUUGCUGAACUCUCUCUCUCUCUCUCUCGCUCAUUGAAAAUAGGUACAGAAAAAGAGUUAGUCCGAUUCAACGGCCAGAAAGAGAUCGGGUUGCUGGGCGAGGCGUCGUGUGGUUUGCGGUGUCCGGUAUCUCCAAGACCCGCGGAGGAGCAGGUUGACUUUCGUAGAAUGGGACAAUCAAACGGUCUGUCCACGAGAACUGGCUCUCGCAGAGCCGGUCUGCAGCAAAUGAAUGGCCACUUUUGCUGGCGAGUGUCUGAGGCAAAAGAGGACUUGCUUGACAGACAAGUUUACAAAGCGGCUUUCUUUGGGUCCUGA
This is a messenger RNA of Protopolystoma xenopodis, 354 nucleotides long. The record is from the annotation of a GenBank genome assembly. NCBI's taxonomy places the organism in Eukaryota, Metazoa, Platyhelminthes, Monogenea, Polystomatidea, Polystomatidae.